UCCCUCUCUUUCUCUCUCUGGGCUGAAAGGAUACUCAUCAUCUUUGCUGAAGCGUCUCACAGCGGAGAAAAAACAUGGCAGCUGCGAACCGUGUCCUUAUUUACGGCGGAAAAGGAGCUCUUGGCUCGACAUGUGUGCAUUAUUUUAAGUCAAAAGGCUGGUGGGUUGCCAGUAUUGACAUCGUCGCGAAUGAAGAAGCGAACGCAAACGUCCUGGUGAAGCUCUGCGAGUCAUUCACCGAUCAAGCUGCUCAGGUGACAUCGGAUGUAGCCACUUUACUUGGGGAACACAAGGUUGACGCCAUUGUUUGUGUGGCAGGAGGAUGGGCUGGAGGAAACUGUAGCUCAAAAGACUUGUAUAAGAACUCUGAUAUGAUGUGGAAACAGAGUGUCUGGACCUCCACCAUUUCCAGUUAUCUUGCAUCGCUCCACCUGAACCCAGGAGGCCUGCUGACCCUCUCUGGAGCAAAGGCCUCACUGGAAGGCACUCCAGGGAUGGUUGGGUAUGGCAUGGCCAAGGCUGCAGUUCAUCAGUUGUGCAAGAGUCUGGCUGGCGAGAAUAGCGGUCUUCCAUCUGGAGCUGGAGCUGUGGCCAUUCUUCCGGUUACCUUGGAUACACCAAUGAACAGGAAAUUCAUGCCUGAUGCAGAUUUUGGGAGCUGGACACCGCUGGAAUACAUCGCAGAAACCUUCUACAGCUGGGCCACUGGGUCAGGUCGGCCAGCCUCAGGAAGCCUCAUACAGUUGGUGACUACUGGGGGGAAAACCGAGGCCUCGGCUGCUCAGUAAAGGGGCAACAGAGAUACAAAAAAAAAAAUACAAAAA
This is a messenger RNA of Carassius carassius (crucian carp), 824 nucleotides long. Its product is annotated as dihydropteridine reductase-like. Gene Ontology annotation, cellular component: cytoplasm. The transcript has 7 exons. Gene Ontology annotation, molecular function: 6,7-dihydropteridine reductase activity; NADPH binding; NADH binding. The record is from RefSeq and is a predicted model, not a curated record. NCBI's taxonomy places the organism in Eukaryota, Metazoa, Chordata, Actinopteri, Cypriniformes, Cyprinidae. Bases 75 to 788 code for a protein of 237 amino acids. Gene Ontology annotation, biological process: L-phenylalanine catabolic process; tetrahydrobiopterin biosynthetic process.